Lingula anatina is the source of this 5082-nucleotide messenger RNA. RefSeq names its product AP-2 complex subunit alpha-2. Gene Ontology annotation, cellular component: AP-2 adaptor complex; membrane coat. Gene Ontology annotation, molecular function: clathrin-cargo adaptor activity. Gene Ontology annotation, biological process: clathrin-dependent endocytosis; intracellular protein transport. NCBI's taxonomy places the organism in Eukaryota, Metazoa, Brachiopoda, Lingulata, Lingulida, Lingulidae. The record is from RefSeq and is a predicted model, not a curated record.
UGUACAUUGACCUCGAUUUCGACAGCAAGCUGCAAAUGGCGGACAGCAUUUGAUGCGCUUGUAGUUGAAAGUCUAGGCUAUCAAACAAGAAAAGAAGGACACGUGCACUUAUUUAACUUUGCUGCUUGAGUAAAGCCACCAUCCACCAUGCCGGCAGUGAAAGGAGAUGGAAUGAGAGGGCUUGCAGUUUUUAUAUCUGACAUCAGAAACUGCAAAAGCAGAGAAGCAGAAAUCAAAAGAAUCAACAAAGAACUGGCCAACAUUAGAUCAAAAUUCAAAGGUGAUAAAACCCUAGAUGGUUACCAGAAGAAGAAGUAUGUGUGUAAGCUGCUGUUUAUAUUCCUGCUGGGCCAUGACAUUGACUUUGGCCACAUGGAGGCAGUCAACCUGCUCAGUUCUAACAAAUACACAGAAAAACAGAUUGGUUACUUGUUCAUCUCUGUGCUGGUCAGUGCCAGCAGUGACCUGAUGAAGCUGGUAGUCCAGUCCAUUAAGAAUGACAUCGUCAGCCGUAACCCUGUGCAUGUGUGCCUGGCCCUACAGUGUAUUGCCAACAUAGGCAGCAGAGACAUGGCAGAAGCCUUUAAUAGGGAUAUUCCAAAGCUUUUGGUAUCAGGUGACACCAUAGACUCUGUAAAGCAGAGUGCUGCCCUGUGCCUGCUGCGUCUGCUGAGAACAGCCCCAGAUCUGAUUCAGCUUGGAGAGUGGGCCUCCAGGGUCAUUCACUUGCUCAAUGAUCAACACAUGGGUGUAGUAACAGCAGCAGCCAGUCUGAUAGAGGCCCUGGUGAAGAGGAGUCCUGAGGAAUACAAAGGCUGUGUGUCUCUGGCUGUGUCUAGACUCAGUAGAAUUGUCACUUCUUCCUACACAGACCUCCAGGAUUACACCUACUACUUUGUGCCAGCACCUUGGCUCUCUGUCAAACUGCUGAGGUUGCUACAGAAUUAUCCUCCACCAGAAGACCCGGCUGUUCGCACAAGGCUGACUGAAUGUUUAGAAACCAUUCUGAACAAAGCCCAGGAGCCACCAAAGUCAAAGAAAGUGCAACACUCCAAUGCCAAGAAUGCAGUCUUAUUUGAAGCCAUUAAUCUGAUAAUCCACAUGGACAGUGAUCCUAAUCUGUUAGUAAGGGCAUGUAACCAACUGGGACAGUUUUUGUCACAUAGAGAAACCAAUCUAAGGUAUCUUGCAUUAGAAAGUAUGUGCUUGCUGGCAACCUCAGAAUUCUCUCAUGAAGCAGUCAAAAAGCAUCAGGAGACUGUGAUCAAUGCACUCAAGACUGAGAGGGACGUGAGUGUUCGUCAGAGGGCUGUGGACCUGUUGUAUGCUAUGUGUGACAGAACCAAUGCAGAAGACAUCGUAGCAGAGAUGUUGACUUAUUUGGAAACAGCAGAUUAUUCUAUUAGAGAAGAAAUGGUCCUUAAAGUGGCUAUCCUGGCAGAGAAGUAUGCAGUGGACUACACAUGGUAUGUGGACACCAUCCUGAACCUGAUCCGCCUGGCUGGAGAUUACGUCAGUGAGGAAGUCUGGUACAGAGUUAUACAGAUUGUCAUCAACAGGGAUGAUGUUCAGGGAUAUGCUGCCAAGACUGUCUUUGAAGCACUCCAGGCACCAGCAUGUCAUGAGAACAUGGUGAAAGUCGGUGGAUACAUAUUAGGAGAAUUUGGUAACCUAAUAGCUGGAGACCAUAGGUCAAGUCCUAUUGUGCAGUUCCAGUUGCUCCAUUCUAAGUACCACUUGUGUAUUCCAAGCACUAGGGGGCUGCUGCUUUCAACUUAUGUUAAAUUUAUCAAUUUGUUCCCAGAGAUAAAGGCACAAAUACAAGAGAUUCUAAGAAAUGACAAUAAUAUAAGAAACCCAGAUGUAGAAAUUCAGCAGAGGGCUAUAGAGUAUUUGCAGCUGACUUCAGUCACCUCUACAGAUGUACUGGCUACAGUAUUAGAAGAGAUGCCUCCCUUCCCGGAAAGAGAAUCUUCCAUUUUAGCCAAAUUGAAGAAGAAGAAGCCAGGAGCUGCAGAGGAUCCAGAUGCUGCUGGCGGCAAGUCUUCACCUCCCACUGUUGCAUCCAAACCAAUGCCUGAGAUUAGUGUUAAUGCUAGUUACCAGCCACAGGGUGCAUCAGGAGGAUCAGCAGAUUUGCUUGGCCUUUCGUCUUCAGCGCCCCCUGCAGCUGCUCCUGCCUCCAAUGACACUGGCUGUCUGGUGGAUGUGUUUGACAUGCUGGGAACUGGCGCAUCUCCUACAAGCAAUGGCUUAACAGCUGCUGCAGACGAGAACUACAAAAGUGCAACUACCCCAGAUCUUGAGGCUGGACCAGACAAAAUACAUGAGUUUGUAUGCAGAAACAAUGGUGUUAUUUUUGAAAAUGAUCUGCUUCAAAUUGGGAUCAAAUCCGAGUACAAGCAAAACCUUGGCAGAGUGGGAAUGUUUUAUGGUAACAAAACUAGUGUGCCAUUUUCCAAUUUUACCGCAGAAGUCAGCCUUCCAGGAGAGCUAAGUAGUCAACUCAUGGCUCAAGCUAAACCAGUAGAUUCACAGGUAGAGGCAGGUGCCCAGAAGCAGCAACUUGUCAAUAUUGAGUGUGUGACAGAUUUCACAGUGCCUCCUGUACUAGUAAUCAAUUUCCUUUAUAAUGGUGCCCAGCAACAUAUGACUGUUAAGAUGCCAGUAAUGGUGAAUAAAUUUUUAGAACCAGCUGAAAUGGAUGCGGCCACUUUCUUUCAAAGAUGGAAAAAUUUAUCAGCCCCUGCCCAGGAAUGCCAGAAAAUAUUUAAAGCAAAACCACCAAUGGAUGGAGAACAAACAAAAUCAAAGCUUCUCUGCUUUGGUUUGAGUAUAUUAGAAGAUGUUGAUCCAAACCCAGAGAACUUUGUGUCUGCUGGUGUCUUGCACACACGGAAUCAACAGAUUGGUGUGCUGUUACGACUGGAACCAAAUUCACAAGCUCAGAUGUACCGAUUAACAAUUAGAGCCAGCAAAGAUGCAAUAUCAACAACACUAUGUGAGCUGUUAGAGAGUCAGUUCUGACUGGACUAAAACUGCCUUUUAUUUAUACAUACAAGGCAUACAAGUACUGUCUUAUGUGUACAACAUGUGCAAGAAUGCUGUUGGCUGUAUAGAAUUGUACAAAUAGUCAGGAUCAGAAAAGAAUGGAAUAUGUAAAUUGUAAUAUCGUGACCCGUCUUAGUUAUGUCCAGUUCUAGAAUAUAUUGUCAAUGUGGAUAGAGUACUUUGUGGUAUAUGCAGAUUUGAAGUGUUUUACUUUGAAUGAAUAUAGGGGGAGAACAUUUAUCACUCUGGAAGCUAGUUUCUUCUCUUCAUCAAAAUCAAAUGAUGAUUUAAUAUGAUAAAAUCAUUACUGCCAUUUAAACAAGUAUCCAAACAAAAACCAAAUCUUUAAUAUAUCGGAUAUAAUUUAAUUGUGAUACUGAUAAACAGUAUGGUGAUGACUCAUGCCUCCUAGUCAAUUGGUAACUGUAAGAAUAAGUAUACCAAGCAAGUCAUGUUCCUGCUAAUAUAUUUUGUUUCUUGUAUUCAUACCAAUUCACCAUUGAAUAGAGGCUAUUCAUUUUUGCUUGGAGUUUAAACAGAAUUCAUGUAACUAUACCUGUAAAUGGUAAGUGUGUCUGUACAUGGGUGUAUGUUAAAAAUGUCAUGUAUGGUCUUAUAAAAAAUUUGUAGCUUGGGGAUAUCUCUGUGCAGCAAUACAAACUAAAUUUAAGAAUAUUGAUUUAGUGUAACUGAUUGAAUAACAACAUAGAAAAUUGGCUCAUUAUAUAUAGCAUAUCACUGAUGUAUUUUGUAAAAUGAAUGUAAAAAAAACACUCUAGGUGAAUGUCAUUCCUAUGUGUAAACUGUUGAUAUUUUUGGCCAUGUCAACCUUGGGGAAUACUUCAUCAAUGUCUGUCUCUUAACUGUCAAGUGACAACAUAGGCAUGGGAAGUGAAGGGUGUGAAAUCCAUUGGUGAUUAGUUAACAUUUAUGUAUAGAUGCAUUGUGUGCUACAGAAGUACAUAUUAACAAAAAAUAUAUUGAUAUCCUAUGAUGGAAUUAAAAUAAGUGAAAGAAAAAGCCAGGUGAUGUAGCAAGUGCUUGUUUGUGCAGAAUUGAAUAAUAUUGUAUUUGUACCCUGAAGAGUGUAGAGUAUGUAGAAUUAUCUACAUUCAUUGUUUGUAUGAAAUAUGUUAAUCUUCAUCAUUUUGAAGCUUUAUUGUGUUAUAUACAACACCAUCUUAAGGAUAAGUUUUUAAUUGAUUUUGAGUUUGAUGUCUGUCAUGUUUUUUUUUUUCUUUUGUUUCAGGUAAUAACAGGGCAUGAUUAUAUUUGCAUAAUGACCUUCCAGGAGUCACCAUAAUUAUAUGAUAUAUAUAACCAUUCUAAUGAUGUUGUUCCUUGAAUAAAAUGAUCAGUGCCACAUGGGGGACAGUUCUUAAAAAGAAAUCUAAACACUAUAUGUAUAUCUUUAUAUUUUAUUAUGCCAUGGAUCUUUAAAAACUGUAUUGAAUGCACCAUAUUUGAAUGAAUAUACAAGAGUAGAGACAUUCCAGUAGAAUUCAGGGUUGCUUUUGGGGCAAUAUCCCACUACUCUGCAAACAUUGAGCCACCCAGGUCAGAUAGUUCAGAAAAGCAUAUUAUACAUUAUAUUUCAAUAGCAGCAGUUAGGGGUUCAACCUACUGUAAUUAUUUGCUUUUUACUAUUUGUAAAUAUCCAAUAUUGAUUUAUAAAUGCUAUUUCUGAUCAUUUAGAUUAUUUUCACUUUCAUUGAUCUAGUAAGCUGAGAUAAUAAUAAAGACUUGGCAUGGGCUUUUGAAUGGUAGAUUUAGUUGGUGGCAUGGCUUUGAACAGGUGUAAAUAUCACAUUUUGAUGUUGUAUCUGCUGUACACAUGGUUGGUGCUGAAACUUAGUGAAACUAAACAAAAAAAUGGAGUUCUUUCGUUAGGGAAAAAUAUAAUUCUAGCGUUAUGUCAUCCCACUGGUGUUGUGCUGAACUUCAUUUUACAGUCUAUUGGUAAAGUGAUAACAAGAAUAUGUAGUGAAAAUUUUGGAAUGCAUAUAUAAAUAUACAAUUUUUUAAAAAUUA